CCUGAACACAACCACUUCCGUAAACGUCACUCUGGCGGGAAGUAGUAGCUGCUUCGUAAGGCACUGCACAAGCAACAUUUUAAACAGAUAUUUUGCCUUUAAACAGGCACAAAUCCCAGACUGAAGUGUCGUGGAUACAGAAGUAUCGUAUGUGUAGCGACUGCUGAUAUGUCUACUUCCUCUGUGUCAAAGGGCUGUUUUGUUUUUAAGCCAAGCGCUAAGAAGAAAAAGACGCUCAGUUUGGAGGAUCACUUCACCCAAGGCUGUGAAAGUGCUGAGAACAGUGAAAAGCGAUUCAAGCUUUGUCAAGAUCUAUGGGACAAACUUAAAUCGGACACAGAGGUUUUACAGGAUGACCUCAACAGGAAAAUCUUGGACAGUUUGCUGGACUUCACCAGGAAGUGCUCCUCCACUCGCCAGCUCAGCGACUGGGCAUCACAGAUGAGGGCGAGCGAGAUUCCCACAGCGGCUCUUGUGCUCGGUGUGAAUGUCCCAGACCAUGACAUGACCUUCCAGAGUUUGUCUGAACUGCUCCAGCAGUCUGUCACCCCUCAUGUGGCCUCUGUACAAGCCAAAGAGUGUGGAGCAUUGAAGCAUUUGAUGAAGAGGGUCUUGGAGAGGUUGAUGGACACUGUUGUGACUGUAGAUGAUGAGGAAGAGGAGGAGGCGGAGCAGACCAGCGCUCAGCUCCACAAGAGCGUGCACUGCUCCCUCAGUACGCUCUGUGAUUGGUACAAUUCAAAAACAAAGAAAUCCAGCACUCCUGGAAAAAAGCGAAGCUCUCCCUCCAGAGAUGAUCCACAGCAGCCUCCUGUUGUAAUUAUUUUCAAGGAUUUGGAGGCUUUCAACCCAAAAGUUCUUCAGGACUUCAUACUCAUCUGCAGCCGCUACAUAGAACGUCUUCCACUGAUGUUCAUCUUUGGCAUCGCUACGUCACCCAGCACCAUCCAACACAUGCUGCCCCACUCUGUGUCCUCCCUGCUGUGUAUAGAGCUCUUCCAGUCCCUGUCCUGUACACAGCACCUGGCCACAGUCAUAGACCAGGUGAUCCUGACACAUCACUUCCCUUUUAAGCUCAACGCUAAAGUGAUGCAGGUGCUGAUCAGCAUCUUCCUCUACCACGAUUUCUCAGUAAGAAACUUCAUCAAGGGCGUUCAGUUGGCCCUGCUGGAGCACUUUCACUCUCAGCCUCUCAGCGUGCUGUGCUGUAAGAAGAAGGACGCUCUGCUUAACGUGAUGCAGCUCAGUCACAGCGAUUUGGAGAGGAUCAGGAAUCUGCCGUCCUUCAAGAGGUAUGUAGAGAAGCAGGAACCUCAGGAACAAGUGAACCUGUCUAAGGAUGACUCUCAUUUAAAGGAGGUGUGUCAGAAGCUGAUAAAAGGCCUUCACAAAUACCACAAAAACUACUAUCCCGUCCUGAGGUGUCUCCACACUCUGACCUCGUCCUUACCUCGGUACCCCCUCGGAAAACAGGUCAGAGAGCUUCACAUAACAUGUCUGGAGAAGAAUGUGUGGGAGAAUGAGGAUUACCAGACAGCCAUGAAGCUUCUCAAGAUGCUGGCUAAGGAUGAGCUGGUCGCUUUGCUACAGAGGUGUGUGGAGAUUCUGCAGCCUGUCAAGUCAAAGAAGAUGACGAACGCUUUUCUCCAGCUGACAGACCUGCUCACCAAAUUCAAGCAGCUGGACACAGUAGCUGCUGAGCCUCCCCCCUGUGUGGAAGAAGCCAUCACCUCUCCAGUGAGGAAUCUUCAAAAGAAAACAGAUCUGUUCCAGCUGCAGAAGACGCUGCUGGAGAUGAACGAGUCCCGCAGAGCCAAGAAACUGAGUCCGUUUGAGGUUCUGAGAAACGAAGCUCUCGAGUUUCUCGACAAUUUAGUGAAGAGUCAUCUGUCUCCCCCUGAGUCUCACACACUGAGUGAAGUUUGCUACUACAGCUCUUCUGCCACUGUGAGACGUCAUCUGAACGCUACACCUCGCACCUCCAUUCAGGCUGCUCUCAACAGCCCCUACUACUAUCUUCAGAAUGAGAGACUGAAGACUGUGGACGGGAGCGUCUCGAAUUCUGCUCCCGAUAUCUGCAUUGCGUACAAACUCCACCUGGAGUGCGGCAGGCUGAUUAACCUCUACGACUGGCUGGAAGCCUAUGCCACGGUGGUUUCUGCUGCUGAGGGGAACGAUCCAGAUUCUGACAAUUACGGGAAGGUGGAGGAAGUCAAACAUGCCCGUUUCAUCCGAGCUGUGUCGGAGCUCGAGUUUCUGGGUUUCAUCAAGUCCACCAAACAGAAGACGGACCACGUGGCUCGACUCACCUGGGGAGGCUGCUGACCCGAGAGUCCAAAAGGAAACCGCACAUACUUCUUUACAUACACUGGUGGCUGCUGUUUACUUACAUUUAAGCUCUAAUCACAUUUGACUUGGAUUAAUAUUUUGUAUUGUAUUUUCCCCUGAAAUAAAAUCAGUAGUGUCUGAUAAUCAUGAA
This is a messenger RNA of Acanthopagrus latus (yellowfin seabream), 2479 nucleotides long. RefSeq names its product origin recognition complex, subunit 3 (gene orc3). Gene Ontology annotation, molecular function: DNA replication origin binding. Bases 169 to 2325 code for a protein of 718 amino acids. The transcript is spliced from 20 exons. The record is from RefSeq and is a predicted model, not a curated record. NCBI's taxonomy places the organism in Eukaryota, Metazoa, Chordata, Actinopteri, Spariformes, Sparidae. Gene Ontology annotation, biological process: DNA replication initiation; DNA replication. Gene Ontology annotation, cellular component: nuclear pre-replicative complex; nuclear origin of replication recognition complex; DNA replication preinitiation complex.